AAAUAUGCAAUGGCGGACAAAAAAAAAUACAGUGUUCUUGAGCUGACUGGUAGGCUUGGAAAUACAGCCUUGUAUGUCUACCUUUAUAUAGAAUAGACAGAAUGUGGAAAGAUCAAAUCAAAUAUCACUGGAAACCCACUAGAGAAAAUGGGUUCCCAAAAGUCUCAACUGGCUAUACUGUUCUUGAUCUGGGCUUCACUAACAUACCUAUCUUUUAGCCUCCCGAGUGAGUACUCUAUAUUGGGUCAAGAGCAGGACAAGUUUCCUACAGAGGAAAGAGUGAUUGAGCUCUUCCAACAAUGGAAGAAAGAGCACAAAAGGGUGUACAAACAUGCCGAGGAGGCCGAGAAGAGGUUCGAGAAUUUCAGGAGGAAUUUGAAGUACAUAAUUGAAAACAAUGCAAAGAGAAACUCACCCAACGCACAUCGCUUGGGGUUGAACAAGUUUGCGGAUUUGAGCAAUGAAGAGUUCAAGAAGACUUAUUUGUCAAAAGUGAAGAAGCCUUUCAGCAAGAUGAGUAACACUCUUUUGAGUGGGAGUAUGCAGGAAAAGUUGCAAUCUUGUGAUGAUGCUCCUACUUCCUUGGAUUGGAGGAAAAAGGGAGUUGUCACUGGCGUUAAGGACCAAGGCGAUUGUGGAAGUUGCUGGGCAUUCUCCUCAACUGGUGCUAUAGAAGGAAUAAACGCCAUAGUCACUGGAGACCUUAUUAGCCUUUCAGAACAAGAACUUAUGGAUUGUGAUACUACCAACUAUGGAUGUGAUGGAGGCUAUAUGGACUAUGCUUUUGAAUGGGUUAUAAGCAAUGGGGGGAUUGAUACAGAAGCUGAUUAUCCCUACAAAUUUGUGGAUGAAACCUGCAUCGUUGCCAAGGAGGAAACCAAAGUUGUAAGCAUUGAUGGCUAUAAAGAUGUAGCAGAAUCAGACGGUGCUCUCUUGUGUGCUUCUGUUCAUCAGCCCGUUAGUGUGGGUAUGGAUGGCUCUGCACUUGACUUUCAACUUUACACAAGUGGUAUCUAUGACGGUAGCUGUUCGAGUGAUCCUGAUGACAUUGACCACGCCGUUUUAAUAGUGGGCUAUGGUUCUGAAGAUGGUGAAGAUUAUUGGAUAGUGAAGAAUUCAUGGGGAACAUAUUGGGGAAUGGAUGGAUACUUUUAUAUAAGAAGGAAUACUAAUUUAACAUAUGGAGUCUGUGCUAUUAAUGCUAUGGCUUCAUAUCCAACCAAAGAGUCUUCUUCGCCAUCUCCUUAUCCAUCCCCAACUACUCCACCACCACCACCUACUCCCGUGACACCACCGCCGCCGCCACCACCUCCUCCUUCUCCUUCACCAAGUGAAUGUGGUGACUUCUCCUACUGUCCAAGUGAUGAGACAUGCUGCUGCAUAUAUGAAUUCUAUGACUUUUGCCUGAUUUAUGGUUGCUGUCCAUAUGAAAAUGCUGUUUGUUGUACUGGAACUGAGUACUGCUGCCCGGGUGAUUACCCCAUUUGUGAUGUUGAAGAAGGGCUCUGUCUCAAGAACCAGGGAGAUUACUUAGGAGUAGCCGCAAGGAAGAAAAAGAUGGCCAAACACAAGUUCCCAUGGACUAAAUUAGAACAAACAGAGAAGGAAUACAGCCCACUUCAGUGGAAGAGGAAUCCAUUUGCCUCAAUGCGCUGAGAAAGGGAACAUAUUUACCAUUUCUAUGAAGUUUGAAGGAUGUUGUUACUAUUGCAAUUUCAAUUUCUUCAUAGCAGGCAUUGUGUCAUUCUGCUGUGACAGGUGUUUGUAUGGACUCUCUAGAGUCUGAACAUGUGUUUUGAGCAAACUGCAAAACCAGAUACAGAAGAUCUAAGGAGAAAAAGUGAUUUUUCUCUUGGUGAUGUUUUGGAAACAUUAUUUUCAUUGAUUACAACUAUGCUUUAAUUAUUUUUCCUACUUUGUAGCACAAUGUUCAUGCUUAAGGCAGUUUAGAUAUUUUGGUCCAGUAUUGUAAUAUAAAUAAAUGGGAAUAAGUUGAAUGUCA
This is a messenger RNA of Quercus lobata, 2002 nucleotides long. RefSeq names its product low-temperature-induced cysteine proteinase-like. The transcript is spliced from 5 exons. The record is from RefSeq and is a predicted model, not a curated record. Bases 148 to 1656 code for a protein of 502 amino acids. NCBI's taxonomy places the organism in Eukaryota, Viridiplantae, Streptophyta, Magnoliopsida, Fagales, Fagaceae. Gene Ontology annotation, molecular function: cysteine-type peptidase activity. Gene Ontology annotation, biological process: proteolysis.